AUGGCGACGAAGUUCGUCGUGCCCAAGGGCUGGCGGCCCGGCCCCGUGUCCAAGCUGCUCGCGUUCGUCGUCGACACGUACAACGGCAAGCGCGCCGGCAACGCGCUCGAUGUGGCUGCAUGCCACCUCGAGGUCGGCGGCUUCGCGCUCGGGUCCGAGGAGGUCGUGGAGGCCGUGCUGAAGCCGCGCGACGAGGUGCUGCUGCGGCCGGGCGCGUCGCUCGCCCGCGGCGAGCGGGCGCUCGCCGCGGCGGCGGCCGAGGCGGACGCGCGCGCGCGGGCGGACGCGGCCCGGCGGGCGCGCGAGGGCAAAGUCAAGUGCUUGAACCACGGCUGCGGCACACUCUUCGACCCAAACGACAACCCGGCGGGGGCCUGCGCGCACCACCGCGCGCCGCCGUUCGUCAGCGGCGGCUACAAGGGCUGGCGCUGCUGCAACCCCAAGCCGACGAUGGACUGGGACGAGUUCGCGUGUUACCCGGCCUGCGCGACGGGCCGCCACAGCGCGGAGCCGCCGCCGCCCUUCGCGCCGCCGGCGGAGGCGGCCAAGGCCGCCGCGGCGGUCGAGUCGGACGACGACGACGGCGGCGCGGCGGCCGCGGCCGCGGCGGCCGCCGCGGCGGCCGCGCCCGCGGCGCCCGAGGACGACGUCUCGCUCGCCGCCGUCCCGGGCGACGACGGCGACUUCAAGUGCCUCAACAACGGCUGCGGCCAGUUCUUCUGGGAGGAGGAGAACUUCAAGGGCCGCUGCCACUUCCACAAGGGCCGGCCCGAGCCCGCGCGCGGCGAGGGCCUCUACCGGUGGUCGUGCUGCCCGUCGAAGACCGCGGCGCGCGACGAGCUCCGGAGCGUGCCCGGCUGCGAGCGGGCCGCGCACUGGCGCGGGGCCGGGGCCCCGCGCGACGUCGCCUGCGUGCCCUGCCGCUGGGAAUUUUGA
Messenger RNA from Aureococcus anophagefferens, 936 nucleotides. RefSeq lists its product as hypothetical. Lineage: Eukaryota; Pelagophyceae; Pelagomonadales; Pelagomonadaceae. The record is from RefSeq and is a predicted model, not a curated record. The transcript has a single exon. Bases 1 to 936 code for a protein of 311 amino acids.